Xyrichtys novacula (pearly razorfish) is the source of this 17465-nucleotide messenger RNA. Lineage: Eukaryota; Metazoa; Chordata; Actinopteri; Labriformes; Labridae. The record is from the annotation of a GenBank genome assembly.
CGGAGACAGAGGUGGACGCGUUUCUGCGAGAGCUGUGACACCGGGACAUAUAAGAAAAACUACAUAAACAAGAGAGUCUUUAUGUAGACGAGAAGAAGUUUGAGGAAAAGGGACAACAAUGUGUUCGCGAGGGUUUCUAUUUCACUGAUCCUGCUCCGUGGCGUCAAGUUGCACACAGGAGCAGGGGGACAAGUUUCAGAUAGAGACAGACACUUGGAGCAACAAGCAUGGGAUUAUUUUUGUAAUGUGGAUUGCUACUCCCUGUCAAGAAAAUAAAGGUGUGCUGCGGAACAAUGUGAGACGUUGUGCGUCUUGGAUUCUCGUGUUUCUGGAUAUUUUGAAAAUCAUCGGCAACAGUUGAGAAGGAAGAAGUUAUGCGCAAAGCACUGAACGCUGCGACCCCGGGACCAACAUGGAAUUACAACCCCCUACCCCUCUUUUAGACAAGUUUUAGCCGGGCCCCGCUUGUGUUUGUGUUUGUUUAUUUGUUUGUUUGUUUUGCUGUAAAAGUUCAUGUUGGAGGAGAAAUCGCCACAUUGGCCUCUUGGAUUUUAAAACGUCGCCUGCCUUUGGAUUGGAUUUCCAACACCAUGAACAUUAUUGACAGUUUGACACUAUUAUUUUUGACGCUGUCAGCUGUCAAGGUGAGUCAUGUGUUCCUGCGAGCAAAGUGGAUUUAAAAAUAAAGUCCGGAAAGGAGAAAAAAUCGAGCUGUACUCGCGAAAUGUUAGUUGGUCAUUUCCAUGUAGCUCGUCCUUGCCUUUCCUCUGGCUAGGUCAUCGCUCAUGUUUAAACAAGCCCAAAUGUUUGGUGGCUUUGAGGGGAUUUAAAGAAGCCAAGAGUGUAUCCACCUAACCCACACACUCGUGGGUGGUGCGCCUUUUGUGUCGCGAGUGUGAAGAUUGUCGUAAAGGUGAAUUUUUGUCAAGUUUGGGGCGCUGGGUUAUACCAGGCCUGCUCUCAAAGCACCUUGGAGAUAUUAUUACGUUUUAAAGACGCAGUGGCUCUCUCGCUCUGAAUUAGGACAUGAGCAGGUUCAUUCCUGGCACUCACUCUGGCUGAGCACACUCACAUGCUCGGACCGCUUCAAUACGAAGAUUCUGUUCACACUCAAAGUUCACUUUCAAACGAGCUCAGCUUCACAGAUCAAACCGGUUGACUCGGGAAUUUUAAUGGCUCUCUGAGUGCGCACUGUAAAUCGUUUUCCAUAUAAUCAUUAAUGAAGCGCAGGGUGCCCGGAGAGGCUUUGAGCAAAGGUUUCAAGGUGAAAAAAAAAGCAACUUGAAACGGGGGAGGCUGCAUAUUUUCCUGCGACAUGAUUGGACUUUGAAGAUUAUUUCCAGAUAUUUUAAGAGGUCGUCUCCCGCCAGAAACUCACCCAAAGUGAUUAUUGAACUAACUAGUUGAUUUGGUUACUGCUAAUCCACCUAAUCAGCGCUGAACAGUUUCAGGAUGCGGUUUCAGCUGCUUCAUAUCACUCAUCACCCGCUUUAAGGGCCGCUGUUCGCAGCUUCACACCCAUCCAUUUGUAACACGGAAUAUGGUGUUUUGGUGGGGCAGGGGGUCCCACAACCCACAACCACCGGACCCCUCUCACGCCACCAGAAGUGGGUGGAGUCUACCGGACCCCUUUCCACUCUUUCGCCGGUGCUGCGGGGAAGAUCUCACGCAACUUUGUCGAGUUAUUGCGCGAGUGCCGAGAGAAAGUUGUGCGUAAUUCCCACACGCACGGAUGGAAAGUUGCCAAACGCUCUUUAGUAGACUCAUGUGGUGACUCAAGCCCAGAGCGGAGUUCUUACUGGUUUUAAUGGUUUCUCUCCUGGACACAGUCAAGAGUCCGGUGACUGAAACGAAACCGACACCGGGAGGUUCGAGGAUUUAUAAAGUUUGGUCACGUCGCUGAUGUGGCAGAAUUUAGGUCAGCUUGUUCGCACAACGUACCCUCGGUCAAAUAUUGGCCUCGAACCACCCGACAGAACCCACACAGACCUGCGUACACGGUCAGAACAUGUCCGAACAUGUCAUUAUCGGGUUUGAGACGUUGGUGAUCGUUUCCCCAGAGACGCAGCUUCAGAAAAAUCCUCUCAUAAAACUAAAAUUAACGCGCUGACAGAGGAAGUUUGGGUUCACAUUCCCCCUAUAUCGUGUGCUCAGGGUCCCCACAGAUAACAAACAUAAUGCUGUUUCAUUUUCUGGCGCUGCUAGAAGAGAAAUGUAAAUAUAUUUUUGCGCAACUCUGGAUAAGUAAAGGACACGAGUAGCAGCUCUUUUUUUCUCUCCCCCCUCGGCUCUUGCACAAUCUAACGAAGUUUUCUUCUGUUUCCCCUUCUCACAGAGCGCCCACAUACCGAAGGAAACAGAAAGAGGUCCACAUGACGGUAGGUUUCGUGGGAAUACAGUCUGCUUAGGGCUCCCUUGUUGGCACACAGCCAGGAAGUGAAGGGCUGGUUUGAGGUUCACCUUGAAAUUAAAAAGGGAAACUAUCGCCUCCUGGUGGACAACUGCACAAAUCUUGACCUGACAGAGACCUCCUCUUUCUUUACCCCUAAAAUCUAAACUCUCUGGAUGUUUCCAUCCUGAGCAGCAGCAUUCCUUCUUCUUUGAGGUUAAGCUGUUGAGAUGUUCUGGUGACCAGACUCGGUUAUAGAAAGGAAUUUCACCCUCUUGGCCGUUGGACCGUUUUUCUUUUGCACAAUCCCAAAGUUGCCCAAUCUAAUUUGGACAAUCAGAAGCUGAACUUUUGAUGUUGUUCAGGCCAAGUUUGUUUGGUUUGGCUUCCCAGAAGGCCCGUACGGCCCGGGUUGUUUCAGGCUCUGAGUGAUGUUUUGGAGGUGUUGUCCGGCUGUGUGCUAAUAUCUUUCUCAAGAGCAGAACCCCUUGGCUGUUAGAUUUAAGGAGAUUAAACUUUUCAAACUCAGUAGUGAUCUGAUGCAGUGAAUGGGUGAAGACAGAUCUAUACAGAAGGAGUUUGUUUUACACUAAAAGCAGCCAAAUCCCUUUUGUGGAAUAAUAGAAAGUACAGGGUGUGUUUGCAUGCAUCUCCUCUGGCUUUUGUCUGAUUGUUGGUACGCUGGUUUACUUUAGCACUCUGCUGCCAUUUUCUAACCCUCCACACUCCGACUCUGUCUCCCAGUGAUCCCUUUAAUGGAGGUCUACAACAAGAGUUUAUGCCAGCCCAGGGAGCUGCUGGUGGAGAUCCUGCAGGAGUAUCCGGAGGAGGUGGAGCACAUCUUCAUCCCGUCCUGCGUGGUGCUAACGCGGUGUGCGGGCUGCUGCAACGAUGAGAUGCUACAAUGCAUGCCUACAGCCACCUAUAACAUCACAAUGGAGGUCAGAGUUCAAUGCAAUGACUUCACCCAUCCUUAAAACCUUUAUUUUUGCAUGAAUGUUGCACCAAGAGUCCCUCUGAUAUUUCAAGAGUCCUUACGGCGCUCUGCUGAGUCUUCAAGUUCUGCAAAAACAACCCGUAACUAUUCGAGUUCACCUGGAAACAGACUCAGGAGGAUGUGCGGACUGAUUUUAGUGUCAAACUUGAGUUUUAAUAUCUUUUAUCUUCUUCUAAAAUCACUCUCUUUCAGUUUGACGUUCAUUUCUGUCUCUUUUUUUCUCCGCAGAUUAAAAGAAUAAAACCCCAAAGGCAACAGAAUGAUAUUUUCAUGAGUUUUACAGAACACAGCGCAUGUGAGUGUAGGUAAGAAACCCUGAACACGACCUGCAACACACACACACUCACACUCACACACUGUGAACACUGUGAUGAGCCACAGCGAUUACACUCAUCAGAUGUUAAUCGUUCAGAUUCGCAGCUUAUCUUCGCUCCUCUUACUCCGAUCUUACAAAAGAGCCGAGCAGGUUAAAGCACAUCCCGGAAAAUUGCUUUCACUUUAUUCCUCUUUCAUCGCAGAAACUUUAGAAAGCUUCGUUUUCACACUAAAGGUUAUUCCUGUAGCUGCAAAUGUGCGAUAGAUAAGAACUGCGGGUCCUAUUUGUGUUCCCCGUUUACAGUAAGGCGAUGACUUCUUGUACAUCUUUACUUCUUGUUCUCGUCACGGUUCGAGGGAAACUGAAAGUCUGCUGCCACUUAAUGCCUCCUUUUGUGUCUUUGAUUCACAAACAUGUUCUUCUCAUCGGUCACAGUGAGUCCAUCUGUAGAGCUUCAGGCCAUAAAGAAAUGUCACUCUGAACUUAUUGCUGCUCGAGCUUUCUCAACCCCUCACCGUAAAACCAUUCAGACGUGGCUGUAAACAUUUAGGGCAGCUCUGUAAAAGUUUAGAGGCUUUGUUCGAUCUAUUUAUUCCUGGAUCAGAUUUUUGGCUUUACUGUCAUGUUCUGGAAAUUAUAUACAGGAAGUAAGAGGCCGUAGAGUGAGCGGUUUAAGUCUGCAGAUUCAGGGACGUAUAAUGACACUCUUGCAUUUUUAGUGUCAACCAUAACUCAGAAAUGCGGUCCUGAAACUGCAGCCUCCAGCCCUGCAGACACGUAAUGUUCAUCACUGCAUCUGAAAUUGAUCUCAGGACCAAAUCAGGUCUCUUAACCCCAGUAUUGUUUUAGUAUUUUCUCCUGCACACAUGUUGAUAAUCUUUUAUGGACAAAAGAGAAUAUUUGUAUCAGAGAUUUUCAUUUCUGUGGGACUCAACAGGUCAUAUUUUUACAUGUGUAUCAGAUAAUUGACAGUACGAUCAAUACUAUCUAAUCGAUAUGAUACAAUACAAAACGAUACUAUAAUGAUACAAUAUGAUAUGAUACGAUACAAAACAAUAUGAUUCAAAACGAUACAGUACAAAGCAAUACGAUACAAUACAAAAUGAGAGAAAACGAUAUGAUACGAUAUGAUACAAUAUGAUAUGAUUCAAAAUGAUACGACACAAAACGAUACGGUACAAAACACUACAAUAAUGAUACAAUAAGAUAUACGAUACUAAACGUUAUGAUUCGAAACGAUACAGUACAAUGCAAUACGAUACGAUACAAAAUGAGACAAAACGAUACAAAACGAUAUGAUUCAAAAUGAUAUGAUACAAAACAAAACAAUACGAUACAAUAAGAUACAUGAUACUAAACAAUAUGAUUCAAAACAAUAGGGUACAAAGCAAUACGAUUCGAUACAAAAUUAGACAAAAUGAUACAAAACGAUAUGAUACAAAAUGAUACGAUACAAAACAAUACGGUACAAAACAAUACGAUAAUGAUACAAUAAGAUAUACGAUACUAGACGAUAUGAUUCAAAACGAUACAGUACAAAGCAAUACAAUACGAUAUGAUACUAAAUGAGACAAAACGAUACGAUUCAAAAUGAUACGAUACAAACGAUACAAUACAAUUAAAUACGAUAUGAUAUGAAACAAUACAAUACAAAAUAUUAUAAACAAUAUGAUAGGAUACAGAAUGACACAGAACGAUAUGAUACAAUAUGAUAUCAUACAAAAUGAUACAAAAUAAGAUAUGGUAUGAUAUGAUACAAACAAUAUUAUAUGAUACAAUAUGAUACAAAACGAUAUGAUAUGAUACAAAUUGAUAAGAUACAAUGCGGUAUAUAUGAUAUGUUUGAGAGUGCAUUGCUGGCGUGUUUACAUCUAUUUACUAGACUCUCCUAUAGAAACCUUUCUCUGAGGCUGACAGGAAAAUGUCUGGGUAAAAUUUGGGAAACUUCCCUGAAAAUUCAGGCGAUUUGUCCCAAAUAUAAAACAGCUAACGACAUAAAUGACUCUGAUCAAACUUUUAUUCAGAGAAAUGACAAACGGUCAUGAAACCGGUUAUGAAACCUCAGGGAAAUCAAUAUUCGACAGAUGAGGAGCAAUUAUCAAACUCAAGUUAUCAGAUGACGUGUCCUUAGAUGACUCUGGAAAAACCAGCUCAAACAUUUCUAGUGAAUUUUCUCAGUGAAACGUAACAAGAGAUCACAAACGAAGAGAUAAUAUAAAAAACUUUUAUUCCACACAUUUACCACAACAAAAAAAGUACAUCUAGGACUGAGAAACUCUGAGUUAUCUCUGUCAGUAAUUAAGUUAAUCCACCCGAGGGACUCCUGAUUUCAUUCACAGUAGCUUAUCAAGUAUCUUCAGGUAAAAAGGUCGAUCAUCUCCGCGCUCACAUGUCCUCUACCUUCAGGCGUUUUCGAGCAUGCUUGUUUGGAGUAACUGUACCAGUCUGUAAAACAGAAACUUGGCUGCGUGUCCGUGACCUUUCUGAAUGAAACACUGUUUCCUAACUCUUUUGGCAAACUGCGCCAGAAAUUUUUAUUGCCCCACAUGCUGUUAUCGGCAGGAGUCGUCACACAGAGAAGUGAAACAAACUCUAACAACUUUCUAUUGUAGCCGUGUGUGUGUGUCUGUGUGUGUCUGUGUGAGUGUGUACACAGCAUUAUUUCCCAACAAAUCAGGUUCAUUUACUCUUUGAAAGUGAAAGCCAGGUUUAUCGCAGUUUCUGGUAAAAGACGAUGACAUAACACGAAUCAAAAAGACUGAUGGGAGCCCACACAUGCUGAUAACCGGCCCGGAGGCUACAGCGAUCCCGAUGUGUAUCUGUUUACCUGAGAAACAACAUCACGCUGUAAUCUAAUGUUCGCUUGUUUUGUUCCUGCCUUUCAGGUUAAAGAAAGAAGUGAGAGAACAGAGAGAAAAGUGAGUACAGCUCUCUUUCUGCAUGGAGACUGGGGCAAACAAUGGGGACUUGAGAUUUGAUCUUUUUCCUGUUUUGCUCUCUUGCAAACAAACUCUCACCCUCGGUCGUCUAACACUUUCGGCCUCUCUGAAAUGAUACUUCACACCUUUUUUCCUGAACGCUGUCUGUCACACACCGAUGGUAAUCUCUUCAGAGUUAUCACAUGAGAUUAGAGCGCAUCCCUCGGGUCGUAAACUCGGGGAAUACCAAUCAGGUGAAUCAGUGACACUUGACAAGGUCGUUGCCCUCUGACCUCCCUUUCUAUCACAUCUUUACGUUCCCCUUCUCUCCUUUUUUAUCGUUUACGUCCCACUUGACUUCUGCUUCUUCUGCUCUGGUGUAGAUAACGUAUGUUUGAAGAUCUGUUAAACUUUGGUGUUUAUGGACUUUGCUUUAUUCCUUCGUUAGAGAAGUCAGUGUGUAAAGGGUCGUUAAAACUCUUCAUCUCCUGCUUCGAAAGCUCGUUAAUUCCUGAUUGGUUGUUGGUUGCAUUUUGGAUUUAGAUAAGGUCGUGUUUGGAGGCCCCCUCUUUAACCUUGUCAGGACUGUUUAUGAGUCAGGCCUCGGUGGCGUGCGUCUCCAGAGUAAUGGUCCCGGGGUCGUUCAACCCGCGUUUCUGUUGAUUUCAUACUUUGGUGUUAGUUUUUGCGUCGGCCUCUAACCUCCUAGGAGCGACAGGUCUUCAGAGGUCUGUCAGGGUGAGUCACUGAGCCAAGAUUGUGAAACCUGUUCGCUGUGGAAAUUUCACAUUUACGACACACCAGCUUGGAUCUCGUUCUGGAUCCUCGCCGCGUACGGUUGCUGACAUCGGCGCGGUGGAUGUGGACAGGAAAUUUGGUGCAAAGGACAACUACUGACACACUGGACUGUUUCUUAACUCUGUCCAAAGAUCAGACCUUCUAAUGACUGCAGCAGCAAAGACAGGAUGUGUUUGUAAUGCUAACUAAGCUAGCAUGCUAACACUAAAAUCUAAUAAGACUUAAACAGGCCUGGUCCCGUUAUUAACGCUUAAAUAAAUCUGCUCCGUUUACUUCCAUUAUUCUCGUCUCCUCUCGGUCGGUGAUGUAGAGCCGAGUUUCUCCAAACAUUGAACUAUUUUAAACAGCGAGGGCGGCGAGGGCGGCCACGGAAACCAGCUGACACUGAAGGAUUUGUGGCGCUUAAGAGGUUUAGUGCUGAAAACUGCUUCAUAUUCGAACAAAGAAGAAGAGAGAGAGCACACUCAGGGGAUUUAUCGGAUUGUGUUAAUUCAUCCUCAGGCCAAAAACUCUGUCUUUUCACGCUGAACAAUGGCGAUUUAGAUAACCGCAACGCUCAGUCCAACCUUUAGUCAUUGGACUCGUGUCUCUCAACGUUCAUGAUUAAAUGUGUUGACCAACCUUUUUGCAGCGACUGUUUGUGCUGAUUCUCAAAUAUCGACUUUAUUUCAUCAGUUUGAAGUGUUUCUGUAAGUUUUGCAGUGAGUCGUUUGUCGUUGUCGAAACCGUGAUGAAAGUUUCCCCCCUGCAUCGUGAACAUCCUUAACCGUCCAAACCCCGGUCCUGUAAUCCCGUCUGCACCUGUGUGUCUCCACUUUUAUGCCUCACAAGCGUGUUCUUAUAGCUCUAUGUUCUGAAUCAGCGAUAAAGAGUUGACCCACAUAGGCUAGAAGACGAAGUUUUGAAGUCGAGUCCAAGUUUAUUGUCCUCAAACCAUCUGGGAAAUUUCAGAACAGCGGGGCAGAGCCAAAACCUCAAACCAUUUAUCCUCGAACAAAGUCUGCAGAGUCAUUGUUGUACAGAAACGAGUUUUUCAGACAUAGUUGGAUUAUAAAAGCGGGUUUCUCACUUUGACAUUCGAUAUCCAUCACAUCACAAACUACAGGAUGAGUGGAAACCGCCGACCGUAAGUUUGGGGAGUGCUGCUGCUGCUGCUGCUUUGAAACCCAUUUUUAGUUCACUUGGUUGUGUUUCAUUUUUGUUGAAAUCUGGUCGACAUGAUCGUCCCAAACAAGCUAAUCAACAACAUCAGUAAUCAAGUUAACACCUGAGUCAAUCUAUCCUCAGUCUCUCAGGCAUCUCUCUGCGUUGUUGUCCUUCUUCUCUUGCAGAAAAUCCCGGAAAGGCAAAGGCAAAGGCCAAAAGAGAAAACGAAAGAAAAACCGUGAACACAAAACUAUUCACGAUGCGUAUGUCAGCUCUGCCUUUUCCACCUACCUGCACCUGAGUGUUGCGCUUCUUAUAAUUAAGCUCAUUUGGGAGGAGCUUCUUUGUCCUUUUUAAUUUGCAGCUUUCGGUUAGCAUGUCGCUUCCAUGUACUGUGCUAACUUCUGUCCUGUCAAGCCGUGUCAAGCUGUAUGCUAACGUGUUUUGCUAACAUAGCUUUAGCAAAACCUUAGGAAGCCCAGCCGGCUUUCUGGUCCUAUAACAGCUGAAAGAAAAUGAAACAUAACUCAUCUCCAGCCGUCGAAUCCCCCGACUUAUCCCCCUCCAACCUCAUUUCUAAACCCACUCCACACAAAGACGAGCCCCGGUCCACGGUUCGGACAGGAAACGGCAGACACGGUUAAGACCGGCUGCUGCUCACAUCUUGUCCGAUAGUCUGUUAGCUGAGCUCCACCAGCAUAUCUCUGCAGACCGGCUCGUACUCUUGUGGUAUCUGAGCCGGGAUCAGCAGGAUCGUAAUCACGGUCCUGUGUUCAGUGUUGAGUCUGUGCCGCUUUCCUGUGUCUCGUACCCGUCUCCUCUCCAGCCCUUCUUCCUUUUCAUCUUUACAAACAGGUUCUGCCGCCCUCGACACAAUGCUGGUACUUUUUAUGUAAUGUGUAGAUAUGACUGAUGGCUAUCUAUCUAUCUCUUUGUGUUGCCGGGGGCGAUUUGUAAACCAGCAAAUUGUUAAACAAGUGCUGCGUGUCUUUGUUUGUAUCUGAAACUUGACGAAAUCAGCCUUAACACUUAAAAAAACGAUGAUCUUGUGUUUCUACAAUGUGCAAACUUGAUGUCUUCUCUGUGUUCAUUUGUAAAUUUGUAUCUUAAACUGUCACUGGACUAAUGUCUCUCUCUGUGGGAAGCACACCCAAUAAAGUGAAACCUUUCUGAACGGAGAACCAAGCAGACCCUCGAGUCUUCUUUACCUCGAAGUUUGUUGUCAUUGACCUUCAGUUUGGAGCCGAUGUGCCGUUUUGUGUUGCAUGAUGUGGUGCGAAAGCUUCGCUCUGUGCAUGUCUAACACACACAAGGUAUUUGUGAGCGGUCCAAUCAACGCAGGAGGGCUCGGGGGGCGUGGGGGGAGGGUAAUUUUACUGCUUGAGUAUUUGCCUGCUCUGUGGGAACUUGUGUGUAAUACUACCCAACUGUCACAUGCAGCGCAGCUUGUCCGCCGGUGGCUUGGAGGAGCAAAGUGGAGCAAACGAUGGGGUUGACCUGAGGGCGGCCUUUCCCGUGGGUGGUAAUGGCACACUGUGAUAAUCUGCCUCUCUCUCUCUCUCUCUCUCUCUCCCACCCCUGUGUGUCUGUCUCUCUCCCCCCUGUCCAGUGUUUGUGAGCCAUGUUGUGAUCACUGCUCGGAGAGGAGGAGGCGUUUGUUCGUGCAGGAUCCCGUAACAUGCCGGUGCUCCUGCAAACACACUGAUGAAUACUGUAAAGAACGCCAGCUAGAGCUCAACGAGAGGACCUGCAAGUAAGUCCCGAACCACCGUUUCCGUCACAGGUAUCAGAUAUUGUUUAAAAACCACAUCAUGAUGACCAAUCCAAGGUAGAGGAUCCGGGUGGAGAUCGCCAAAAAACCAGAAACGACAAACUUUAGGGUCGACAGAACAAUGGAUGACGUCAGUUUGGCGGUGCAGACUCUGAUCCGGUCGUUUCAUGUGUGAUGUGGUCGACUGAGCGAUGACCAACUCGUCAGUCCCGUUUCCUAUUAUGUCAUCGCCGCAGUUUUUACUCAGAGUGGUUUUACUUUUAAGAAGGAUUGACCAAUCAGAGAUCAGCCGGUUGUGGUGUAGAGUCUGUGGUGUCCACAUCUUCCCGUCUUCAGUCAGUGAACAAGCGUUUAAAAAGUCGUUCCUCUCCUCUUCCUCUUUAGAGACCUUCAUCUUCAUGUUGUUACCCCUCAAACUUAACGCAAGAACAUCACAAGAAAUCCGAGUUUAUGCAACUUCUUAAACCCACCUGAAACAGACGAACAGGUGCAAGAACAAUCACUGCUCGAGUUGGACUGUAAACUUUGCCGAAGUCUUGAGCCCAAUAGUCUUUUUUCAGACAGGUUGCAUUUGUUAAAUUUGAUUCUAGCUCGUCCUUACCGUAAUAUCUGUAAUAUAAGUCUCAGUGGUAUUAAGCGUAAGUCCCAUGGUGUUCGGCAAAGUCAUGCUAAAUUGAGGAGAGUUGCACUGCGUUCCAGUUACCUCCGAAGUCAGAUGUCGUAGCUGAAAAUGACGUUACACCCGAGUUCCCAGCAUUUCAGUUACCAAGUCGGAAAAAAGCAAAAUCAGAGGCCUGAAACAAGACUGAAUUUACAAAAGUAAUUUUAACACUUGCCGUAUAUUCGAACAAGGCAAGCGCUAAAAUAACUUGCGUAGAUGUAGCCAUCUUGUUUCCGUCUCUGAUUUUGCUUUUUUCCACGAUUCGGUCACUGAAACUUAAUUUAGGUGUGACGUCAUUUUCAGCUCAGACUUCUGAAGUAACGCGAAUGUAACAUUACACAGCGUUCCAGUUAACAAGUCGGAAAACCAGGAUGGACGCCUACAGUUAGCCGUUAUCAGCUGUUGUUAGCUAUACCAGUCGAAACUAGCAUAACACAGUAUUCUACUCUUACAAACACCAUAGCGCCGUGUUCACAGUUAGACGUUUGGCAGAACAACAUAGACCACUUAUUUAAUUUCACAAAAACAAAACAGAAGCGCUAAUAAAUAAAACAUUAUGAGAACUUUUUUUUAGCUUUCUUGUAUUAUGAUGUUGAUGUCAAGUCGCGGUUGGUGAGGAUUGUCCGAUUUUCCGAGUCAGAAUCCAACUUCAGGGGGGGUGUUCCAGAUGAAUUUCCAACUCGGGGCUUAGAAAUUCCGACGUUCAAGUACAACUUAAGUCUCAGUGGUAUUAAGCAGAAGUUCUGUAGUGUUUGGCAAAGACGUAUUGUUGAGGAAACUGAGGAGACAAAAAAGAAAGAUGCGCUGUUUUUACUUGAUACACAUUUCUUUAAAUGCACUGUUAAAAGUUUGAGAAAUGGCGCCCCCUCUUCAGCUUCUGUCCCGCCGUGAAGCUGAUGUGUUUUGUGCAGCGAGCAGCUUCUUCCUGAUACACUGAAUGGGAAUUUCCAAUGUCAGUGAGUGAGGGUGGCAGUCAUGACUGUGCAUGUCCAUGACUGAGCUUUGGCGAGAUCGUAGCGCCAUCUCUGGGGUGAACACCAGAACAGAACAGGAAUACUUCUCAGUGUUUGUAGGACGGUUUGUUUUCUACCUUUUUAAAACCUCGACUUCUUCUCUUUUCUUUCCAGAUGUGACAAGCCCAGAAGAUGAGAGAGGCGGCCGCACCAGAUCUACAAGAUGAAGGAAUAUUCUAGAGAUAUUUCACAGCACAGCACUUUGACCUUUUGAACCGUAAGCUCUUCUUUCUGGAAAGCAUUCCCCUUGGACUGACUGAGAGAGAACGAAGAGAAAGACUGCAGUUCCUCCCACUGUAUAUCUGUGUGUAUAUAGACCAUAAUAAAAGACAAAAAACAGAGAGUACAGAAUUGUUAUGCUGCUACAGAAACAUAUAACUAAACCCUUCAUUUUGACAAAGAGCAAAUAGCCGCCAUGUGGUUUUGCAUUUCUAACAGGCUUGCAAUGCAGGUGUAUAGUCUUGUUGUCGAUUCAUUGAAUGCAAUUACUUCACUGGAUAUGAGUCUACUGUGGUUGUGUGUCAAUCAUAAAAUUGCAAAACCUCUCAAUCUAAGAUAUAUUUAACUGCUAAAACAGCGGGUGAGGCCGACGAGGACACGGGAACACUCUCAUUUCAAAAGAGACAGAGGAUGGAUUCUAUGUCGGUUGUUGUCUACGUUGGCUUUUUUUUUUUUUUUUUUUUCGGAAUAUACAAAAACAAAAAAAAAGCGAGACUUUUGCAAAGAGCAGCUGAUGGAAAAAUCCGUCUGGACACGAUGUCGCCGCCUCCUUUUUCCCCGUGAGGACAUUGCAGGACGUCUACGAUGUGUGAGCAGCUUGCAGGAGAAGAGAGACUCCAGAGUGCCAUAUAUAUAUAUAUCUAUAUUUUAAAAGGGAUACCGGUUAUCAAUAUAUAGCAUCUGAUGUUAUGCUAUGUCCUACAUGAAAACCACUGAAAACAUCCUAUACUGUAGUGUGAUUCCAUUUUGAGAAACUGUGCCUCACGAAAUGUACUGAGAAAUCUGUCGAGUGCUUUUUAAAUUAUUUUGUUGUUUUAUUUUCAGGAGGGGGGGGGUUGUUGUCGGCGUAGUUUUCGAAGCUCAAUACAGAAUCCACUGAUGACGUCUUUUCUUCUCUGAACUUGUACAUACUUAAUAAUAAUAACCCUUAAUCCCAUAGUCCAUGAUAGAUAAUUUAUAAUGUGUUAGCGUUUCUUUUUUUUUUUCAGUAUUCAGUCUUUACCCAUAUUUAAUUUGGUUUUAUUUAUAUAUAUAUAUAUAUAUGCAGUGUUAUGUACAUGUAGCUGUCCUCCCCUCCACGUUUAGGGUCACUCAGCAUGGACCCUCACCAUGCUUUUCUACGAAACAACCAGUAAAAAGAAUCAAAACUGAUUUGUUAACAUUCCCUCGAUGGAUCAUUUUCAUGCCCUCCAUGUCUAAGAGUUUGUGUGGGUACUGUGUAGAGAUGUCUCUGUGUGUGCGAGUGCGUCUUGUCGUCUGUGUCCAUGUUAGUAACUUGUAUUUAAGUAUUUAAGUUAGUCGCAGGCAUGUGUGCGAAUGGCAAACUACUGCUAGCAGCUCAGCGUAAAGUACCGCCACGAAUCUAAACCCCCGGAUAACGACGCCAUCCUCCGCCAUCAGUCUCCGAGCCCUCUCCUCAUUAGUUCUCUUUGUCUCUUCUUCAAUAUUAACAUGUCUUCUGUGUCUAUGUAAAACAGUAAAAGCAUAUUUAUUUUCAAAUUAUAUUGUUUUUAUAUAAAAUAAGGAAAAGGUUGCUGUGUUUGUGAAUGCUGUGAUUUUAUGAAGCGGAGUGAGAUUUUCCCGUGUUUUUUGCUCGCACGUCCCUGCAGACUGGAGGACGUCAGGAGCUCCUGCAGUGACAGACGAGACAGAUUCUCAGCCUCAUGAAUAAAAAAUGGCACUUUGAAGCAAUGUGCGAAAACUUUGUCUGUUAAAUGGACCGCAGACGGGAGCGAAGAAACCCCGGAGUUAAGGUCCUUUCACACCGGGACCGUUUUUGUCGUGCGAUUAUUUCAGACGUCAAUAUUUUAGCCGUAUCCUGUCAAUACAAGCGUUCACAUCAGCGACGUUUUCGGCAUUUAUUUUUCGGAUACUGUGUGUAUGAUUUCGUGUUGUUGCGACGUCAGAUUCACCGGUAUAUCCAACAUGGCCGACCAGCUGAUUGUUUACGCGUUGGAGAACAGAGUGAUUUUUGAUAAAAGACUGAAAAUAUUACAAAAAUAACGACCUGAAGGACAACUUGUGGCGAGUCAUAGCGUCGGAUUUCUCAUAUGCGGAUGGUUUGUGUGCUUUAACAGUUUGCUAAACGUCUUUGUUUUAACUUUCAUCCGUGCUAACAUAAGCUAAUGAUUGUUACCAUAGUUGAAGUAGACUCUAUUUUUCGUAGACUCCUUCUUCGCCUCUGAUUGGCUAUAAGUGCUGAUUGUUUGGCUUGAGCGUGUGAUGACAUUUUCAGAUUUUCUAGCCAAUCAGAGGUGAAGGAGGCGGGACUUUCCCUGGGAAAAGUCUUCCAUGAGUUGCGUCUUUUUCCCCCCGGAAAGUCGCAAAAUCGCAUCGGGCUUGAUUGCGUCAAAAUCCGCCUCUGAAAAUUUCAUAAUUUUGCGUUCUAUAUUUGCGUCGGCCCUGGUGUGUAAUGACCUUUAGCCAGAAAUUAAGUAGUGAAGUAAAAAGUUGAACGUCUGCAGAAAGGGGAAGCGGCUGAAUGAGGAGUUUGAUGGAGCUGUUCGUGGUUAAAAUUAACGCCUGUUUGUGCAGAUGACGAGUGUUUAGAGUCUUUGGUGUUUUGGUUUUAUGGGCUGUUAAUCGUCUGAAUCAUCUUUGGGUGAAAAAAAUCAAAGAAGCAGAAAAAACGUUUCCAGUUUCUGCUGAAACUGAAGCGCAGAGAGAAGAGGAAACCCUGAGCUGAACAUCUGUUAUCUGGGUUUCCGUUAGCGUUAGCCCCCCGAGCGGCUAAAAAACUGAUCUGUGCAGAUGGUAUUAUUGUUCUUUAACUUCCUGAAAACACAAUUGAUGAAUCAUUUCAGUCAAAGGCAGAAAUGAAGAAGCAGAUUUCCCCCAUCGGAUCAUGUUCAAAGCAGUUAUCCUCGUGUUAACUUCAGAGAUAGUCGGGUUUUCGUUCUGGCUUGGCACGGUUGAGGAUGGGUGGGAGCGUCUUUGCCCAUAAUUGCCUAAAACAUCCUUCUUUGAACACUGGAUGCUUAUUAACUUUCAGCUAAAAUAAACAAACGCAACUUAAGCCCGUCAUUCAGUCGGAGUGAAACUCUGUCAGGCUCCAGCAGAAAAUACACUUUCAAAGCAAAACGCUUCAAUCUGACGCCGCUAGCAAAAAAAAAAAACGAAGCGGCGUGUGCCAGUGUGAGAUUUCCAGUCUGCCACUUAGAUUCGUGGUCGUUUUGAAGCUCGAGGUUAACUCUGCACACGUCCAAACCUGGUCUGCGUGGUUUUACUUACCUGGGGAAAAAACUCAGUGUGAUUCCUCGAAGGUAAAAUCCUGAUUCGUUCUUUUGCAGAAACUUUUCAAAGCAGGAAAAAAAACCGACCUGGAUGGAGUUUCUUUGUCUCCAGCUUUAGUACCAGUGUAGAAUUAGUGACUCGCUCUGCGUCGGGCUAAUCUGGAGACCCUGGACCACAUCUAACCCUUAUGAAUGUAGAUUAAGUGGAGGUUUGGUGCAAUGUUUGUUUUGAAACUCGCUCCCCCUCGUCUUUUUUUUCCUCGCUGCUUCCUGACAGAUUAGCUCCUAAUUCCCCUCCGCUCUCCCUUACUCAUGCUCUCUUUGUGCAUACCUAAAUAGAAAGCCCACUAUGGUCUUAUAAUCCUUGUAAAUUGCGGAGGCCCCCUUUACGCGGUAAAACAUCCCCAAGAAUGUUAUAAACCGUCUAAGCCGUGAUUUAGCAGGAGCUCCACGACUCCGUUCGCGAGCUAGCCGCCUGCGUUCGCUAAACUCGGCAUCAGAGUUUAGUCCACAUGAGCUUUAUUAUUUAUGACUGUGAUACCACCAAAGAAGAAUAAGUCUGUGUUUAUUCGGGGGGAGAGACUUUUAGACGAACACGGUCUAAUUUUAAAGACCAAAGGUUGAAGGAAAUCCAUCAUUAGUCCACUUUGUUUGAAGAAACCAUGAAAUUAAUUCAGUCUUGAAAGGGGGACGUGGUCCUCGGGGUCUCCUUGUUGUUGUUUCAGUAAAGUAUAAACACAUAAAGUCGGUGUUAUUAUGGGAAACGAAGCAGAACAUUAAUCCUUACAGUAAAAUCCUACAGAAGUGUCUUAUCUCACUUAGUUUCCUGUUAAAACCUGAUUAUGUUCCUGCAGCGAUUUUUACUCCUGACUGAUGAUGACGUCUUUUAUUCCCCCACACCACCCAAACUUUAAACACCAGGAUAGCGAUGCAGGCGAUAAAAACAUCAUUAGCCUCAUCUGAGUGAUUUACGAGCGGCUGUUUGACGCACAAUUUGCAGUCGUGUUUGUUUUGGCAGAGCUACACUGACAGGUUUGGUAAAAACGUUCUGCAGCUGCCAAUCCUGAGAUUUCGUAUCAGAGCUCCUCCAGGAACAGCUGCUAAUGAGAUCAAUGCUUUAUUUGGACCGUUGUGACUUCUCAUUAUGCGGGGAUCAAUCAUUAUGCAAUCGGAAUGACUGCUGUGAUUUAUGAUUGGCCUGAUUUUCGCAUUUAUUUGACUUUAUUAGGCUAAUUUUCUGUCUGAUCUGGUGUUGCACUCCUCCAAAUCUACCUGACCUAUUUUCUCCCAAUGCCCCAAAUUCUUUGCCAAUUUUUGCUCUCAGUCUUAUCUCUCUCUCUCUUUUUUUUAUUAAGUUCAGACCCUCGUUAGAAAUGUUUGAGUAACUUUAAAAGGUUUGUUUGACCCAAAAUGCAGAAUUAAGGAUUUAUUUAAAGGAAAGUCCAACAAAAACUUGACAGAUGUAUAAUGAACCAACCAGGACAGAGGGGACGAGCAACAGGUGAGGCAGACGAGACACAGGUGAGACUCGUUAGUGAUUAACGAGGAGGGGAAACUGAGGGAGUGAAACCGGACUAAGACCCCGUUUAUAUGUACCGAGUGAUUUUUAAAAACUUAGACAUUGACCAUCGUUUGCAACCUUCGUUUAGACGCAAACAGAGAAUUCGCCCCUGAAUAUGACGCUUUUUAAAAACUCCGGCCAGAGUGAAGAUUUUGGAAAACUCCGUUCGCACGUAAACAGAGAAAACAGGGAUUUGAGUAGCCGACAGCAGAUUGUGCGUCAGAAAGAAGGAAGGUAUAUUGUGGUUGUUGCUGCUAUGUGGGAUUCUGAUUGGCUGAUGUGGGCUCGUUACACUGCCACCUACAGGUUCUUGAAAGCAUAUGUACACGGGUUAGAGUAAACGAAAACUUUUCUGAAAACGUAGAGGUGUGCACAGUCUUCAGAGAGGGUGAAAUGUCCGUUUAUGAAAACAGCACAAAAGGGGCAUGUGUAAACGUAGUUUA